ACGAACACUUUUUCAAGGUCUUGCAGUCGGGGACCAAGCUCUAUUUGAAUCAAACUUAGAAAGCUGGAGAAAAGAUGCCUGUGGUACAUUAACAACUUCCCCACAAAACGUAAUCGCAAAACAAGCAAUUUGUUCUGUAUUGACCAUGCUUCAAAAUACAAAAAAUGGAAGAUCAAUUUUACAGUAUUAUGAGGAAAACAAAAUCCUCCACGAAGAGCAGAGGCAGUUGCUUAUUAAAACUAUUGCAGCUUAUAUUGAAUCCAAGGAUAUGACUUACUCGAUGACCGAUUGUAAGGAAAUGGAAAAAGAAAUAUGCUCCAUUUUUCCCACCGAACAAUUGGAAUAUUACAACAAUGGGAAAAGAGGAAAGUUAUAUUCCAAAAUUUAUAAUUUAAAAAGGCUUUUCAAACAAGUUCUUCAACCUAAAGAGCCUGCUCAGGAGGAAUGUCAUCAAGAAUAUGUUUCAGAAUCAGAUGCCAAAUAUGCUGUUGAAAAUCUCCGUAGUAAAGGUAUAUCAGCUGACGAUUUCGAUAUCUUUUGGAGAAAGUGCUCGCAAUAUAGAUUUAAACAAAUGAUAGAAUCUAAGUCCACUGCAGAUAUCUUACAUGAAUGGCCGGAGUACACAAGACCUUCUGGAUUCCAGCUGAUUGAUAUUGACUUCCAUUUAAAUAUAAGGAUGCUAUGGAUUUGA
Molecule: messenger RNA, 691 nt
Organism: Lucilia sericata (common green bottle fly)
Lineage: Eukaryota; Metazoa; Arthropoda; Insecta; Diptera; Calliphoridae
Exons: 4
Coding region: 146-691 (181 amino acids)
Source: RefSeq, a predicted model, not a curated record